Didymosphaeria variabile is the source of this 774-nucleotide messenger RNA. It is a transcript of the gene DOT5, whose product is annotated as thioredoxin peroxidase dot5. Gene Ontology annotation, cellular component: cytoplasm. The record is from RefSeq and is a predicted model, not a curated record. The coding region runs from base 1 to 774 and encodes 257 amino acids. NCBI's taxonomy places the organism in Eukaryota, Fungi, Ascomycota, Dothideomycetes, Pleosporales, Didymosphaeriaceae. Gene Ontology annotation, molecular function: thioredoxin peroxidase activity. The transcript has 2 exons. Gene Ontology annotation, biological process: cell redox homeostasis; cellular response to oxidative stress.
AUGGUUGAGCUGCGCAAGCGCAAGACGCCCCCUCCCGCGCCCGUGCGUCCAGCGAAGAAGGAGAAGAAGGCGCCCAAGUCCAAGGUGGAGAAGGUCAAGGAAGCCAUCAAGGAUAAGGUCGGAGCCGUGAAGGACUUCUCCGGCAAGUCCAACGGCGAGCCCUCCGGAGACUCCGUUGUCCCUGCGAAGGGCGCAAUUGCGCCCAAGGUUGGUGACACCAUCACGCUCACCAGCUUCGGUGGCGAUGUCGAGACGCAUGAGGGAACCAAGACCACGCUCGCGAAGCUGGUGGAUGAGAGCAAGAGCGGUGUCGUGCUCUUUACGUACCCUAAGGCUUCCACAACUGGAUGUACUAAGCAGGCAUGCCUCUUCCGCAAUUCGUACGAGCCCUUGACCGUCGGCGGUCUCUCAAUUUACGGACUGUCCACCGACAGCCCAAAGUCGAACACUACCUUCAAGACCAAGCAGAACCUGCCUUACCCGCUUCUCUGCGAUCCUUCCCAGUCGCUCAUCUCGGCCAUUGGCUUGAAGGGACCAAAGAGUGCUAAACGUGGUGUGUUCGUGGUGGACAAGACUGGCAAGGUUCUUGCGGCCGAGCCAGGAAGCCCUGACGGAACAUUUGCCGUGGUUAAGAAGAUCGUGGAUGGGAGCACUACUGCUGAUGGGCCGAACGCGCCUCCAGUCACAGAUGGUGCGGUCAAGGACGGUGAAGACGCAGAGAUCGCGAAGACAGCCAGCGAAGUCGCAGAUACCGCCGCAAAGGUCGAUGCUUAA